Paramecium sonneborni is the source of this 4070-nucleotide messenger RNA. The record is from the annotation of a GenBank genome assembly. Lineage: Eukaryota; Ciliophora; Oligohymenophorea; Peniculida; Parameciidae.
AUGAGCAAAGGGCUUUCCCAAUUAACAAAGUAAAUGUUUGAAAAAUUAACUGAGUUAGAUGACUUAUAAAUAAAAUUAUCAGAUAAAGUAGUUUUAUUUAUAUAAAUUCUUGGAGCUUUGCUAAACUUAUCAUAUUUACAACCUUAAGAACAACAUUAAUACUUAUAUAUAUUAUCUUUAUUUGCUAGACCAUAAUUAUAUAUUGACUCUACUAUUAUUGGAUAUUUUUUUCUAAUCGCAAAUAUUCUAUAUAUUUUUGGGAUUUUUUUUAAUAUACCUGGUAAAAGAAUUAUUUCAUUAUAUGGAGGAUUAAUGGUCACAAAUUUUUUUAAUCUUGGAAUGGAGAUUUCCUCAUCCCUAAUUUGUUUUAUAUUAUAACCAAGCUUAAUUAUAAUCUCAGCUCUCAAUCAACUUUUCUUAUUAGAGACAUUAGAUAUAAAAACAUAUAACUUUCAUUAAACUAAAGUUUUCUAUCCAACCCAUAUUAUUUGGAUUAUAUAAAUAAUGUAAUCAUUGUUUUGGUAUUAUGAUUCAAAUAUGAUAACACUCAAUUUGAUUGGAUUAUUGAGCUGUUCACUAUAAUUAUUUUUUGCAAAUAAUUUCAUUAUUGCUUCGAUUCAAUUAUAUACAAUAUUUCAUGCACUUUUAAUAAUAUUAGGUUAAGCAAAUAAUUUAUCUUCACUUUUAGUCAUUUUUCCAAUCUUUUUACGGAUUACACAUUAUAGAGAAAAAAGAAAGGAGAAAACUUAUUUCUAAAAUUUUGAAAACAACAAAAAGCCAGAAAAUAAACUUAUCUAUAUUUCUUUAUAGAUUAAUAAUAAAUAAUAUCAAAAAGCAUUAUGUUUGCUUUCAGAGAUGAAAGAUUUGAACGUUUACUAUGAAGUAAAAAAAAACAAAAUGAAAUUAAAGUGCUUAAAAUUGAUAUAAACAAUUAUGUUUGCCAAUCAAUCAUCCCAAUAAUCCUUUGUAGAUUCUCUUAAUAACAUAAUAGAAGUUGAAGAGACAUCAUAUAAUCAUAUUGAAGAAUUAAAAUAAAUAAUGUAAUAGAAAUUAUACCUAUUAUAAAAUGUACAAGAAGAAGAAAACUUUGAUAAAUAUUAUGCUUAUUUAGAUAAAUUAACAAUUAUUGAAGAAAUUUUAAAUUUUUAAUAUUAGGAACAUUAGACUUUAAAAAAUAAGUCAAUUUUAAUAUUUUUUUAUUCUGAAAUUAUGAAUAAUUUUCAUUAAGCAAGAUUUCUAUCUCAUUAAAAUAAUCCAAUUUAACAUGAUAAUUAUGAUCUGAAUAAAUUAGUCUAUCUAAUUUCAAAAUAUGAUUAAGGAAUUCAAAUUUCAGGCAUUUCUAAUAAUACUAUUUUUUCUAUAGAUACAUCCUUAGAAAUUGAAAGUUACAUUCCUCCAGGAAUUCGAGAACAUCAUAAUUCAAUCAUUGAAUAAUUCAUAGAAACAGGAAUAUCUAAAUAUGCUAAAUAAUUCGAUGCAAGUUUUAUUGCAAAAGAGAAUGAUACAUACAUGUCAUCAAUUGAUUUUGGAUUCAAUACUACAAUAAUAGAUGAAUUAAAAUUUAUAAUUUUUUUUCAAGUUUCACUCGAAUAACCUAUGGCUAUGAUAUUAAAUUCAUAAUUGAAAAUAACUUGUUUAAGUGAGUCGUUAUCUAAUGCCUUAAACAUUUCAAAAUUUGAUUUUAAAAAUAUUACUUACAAUAUAAGAAAGUUUUUGCCAUCAUAUUCAGAAACUGAAAGUUAUUAAGAAAAUUUAGAAUUAAUAUUGUCAGAGGUAGAAUAAGAUUUUCCUUUUGUAACAACAAUUAAAUAAUAAAUUAAGUUAGUAAAUAAUUAACCAGUUUAUUAUAUAUUAAUUUUUGAAUAUAUUCGAAGAUCUAAUUAUAAAUAAAAAAGCUUUACUUAAUUGACUUAUUAAUAAAGUUUUCUUGAACCUAUAUCCUUAUAAUAAGAGUUUAAAACUAAAUCUGAUUUUGAUUUUUUUGAAUAAGGAAACAUUGCAUAGGAAGAUCCUAUAGAUGUUCCAUAUGAAGAAAAUGAUUUUAAUUAAUAAUAUUUAAAUGAUUUGAUUGAGUUAUAGUAAAUGGAUGAUAACACAAAUAUUUACAGUCCAGAUAAUAAAUAAUAAUCAAAAUUGAAGCUUAUAAGAAAGUAAACUUUUGCUUCAAGAUAACGAAAAUAAUAAUCAUUAAAUAUAGAUUAGGAUGAAUAAUUUUUAAUUAAAACCUAAACAAAUUCUUAUAACUUAUUGUCAAAAGAUUUUUUAUCAGAUUAUUAUGAUUAGCAGCUCAAUAUUGCAAAUAAAUUUAUAAUAACAUUUCUAUUAAGCUUAUUUGUAACUUUUGCAUUUUUUGUAUAGCAAACAAUUAAAGUUAACUCAGAUAUUGAUUAAUUAAUGGAUGAUUUAGAAGUGUUAGAUUUUUCAUAGCUUUGCUUUUAACCAAUUGAAAAUAAUCUAUUGGUAAUAUUUUCGUUGAGUUAAUAUAAUUUAUAUUUUCAUUUGUAAAUAAUCACUUAUUAACAAAUGGUUAAAUUUAUCUAAUUUCCAUCCUCUUAAAUUUUAGUAGGAUACAAUUAAAUAUACACUAAUUUUAAUCAUUUAUUUUAGUAAUCUUUACUCUAAACUACUUUGGAUGAUAAUCAACUUGAAAUUUAUUAAUAUACAAACAGUACAAAAGAAGAAAGUUAUAAUAUGAGCUUAAGAAAUGCUUUGAUUACUUUACUAAAAUUUUAAUAUGAUGUAUUAAUAGACUUUAAAUAAAAUGGAAGAGUAAAUGCUGAUUCUGCACAUAUUUAUUUUAUAUUUAAAAAUUAUAUUCCUUUAAAACAAAUAAUAACUAAUCUACAUAAGGAUUUAUUAGAAAAUACAAUCACUUUGGUUGAACAUGAUAUCAAAAUCAUAAUUACUCUUCUAAUUGUUAGUAUGGUGACUCUUACAUUUCCUUAUUUAUUAAGUUAUUAUUACUUUAAUGGAAUAGCAAAUUAGAUUAGUAGAUUCUAUAAUAUAAUUUUGUAAUUGCCAUAGGAUAUAAAAGAUACAUAAAUUUUAUAGUAUAAACUAUUAAUCUCUUAAAUUAAUGAAGACCAUGAAUUUAUUGUAAGAUAUAAAUAUAAUGAAUAAAGUUUUGUGAAAGAAAAAUAAAAAUAGAGUCAAAGUUAAAAAAGAGCUAAAGUUUAAAAUAGAUUAAAAUUUCGUGGUUUAAGUUGGAAGUUUGGAUAUUUAGUGAUAUAUAUUUUAAUACUUUUGAAGUCAGGAAUUUCAUUUUAAUUAAACCUAUAAUAUUUAUAAGGGUAUAAGGAAGUGGCAAUAUUUUAUAAAGCUUUAUCAGAUUUGAGUAUUGAUAUUUCCUCGAUUUAUUCAGCAAGAGAAGUGUUGCUUUUCCGAAAUUCGUUUCCAUAUUUGUAGAACAAUACUAUUUAAUAAUUGCUUAUGGUAAUUGAUGAUGGAUUAAAUAGAACUAAAUAGUUCUUAGAAUAGUAAUUUAUUUAUGACAAGUAAGUACUUUAUAUAUUAAAGAGUUAUAUUGUCAGAUAAAUUUUAAGAGUACUAUGAUCACUUAGCAAAAGAAGACUUAUGUAAUUAGUUGUCUGAAGAUUUAUAAGCACAAACAAGUUCGUUUUGCAUAUAACUAUUCAAUGGUAAUAUGAAGAAUGGUUUAUUGUCAAUUUUGACUAUAAUAACAAAUAAUUUAAAAACAGAAUUAAAUUAUAAUAAAUUUGAGAAAAGAACUUCUAUCUAAUUUUAUGAUUUAGAAGGACCGUAUUUAAUUUCUGGAAUUGUUAAUGAUCUUUAUUAAGCUAUGAGGCAAGAUAUGUUUAUUUAAACUUAAUAAAUUUUGAAAUUAAUGAAUGUAAAUAAUUAUUAUGAAAAUUUAGAUAGCAGGAAUUAUUUUGCUUUCUCUUUUGGGAGUGUUGAUAUUAUUUUCAAAAUUUAUAAUUUUCAAUAAAUUGACAAGAUUGUUUGAAGUGAGUAAAAAGUUCAUUUCAUUUAUUCCUAUAAAAAUGCUUUUGUUUGAUGAAGGAAUGGAAAGAUACGUCAAAAAUUUAAUGUAUAAAAAUAACUUAACUUGA